AUGGCGCCCGGAAGUAACCAGCGCAACGGCCCUCCAUCCCCGGCCCCUACCGCAACGUCUGCCACCUCCAACGACCCGCCAAAACAGAGGCGCGCGAGGACGAGCAAGCCCAAGGUCAAGACGGGUUGCAACAACUGCAAACAGCGGAGGAUAAAAUGCGACGAGAAACGGCCAGCCUGCACGCAAUGUGUGCGCUCCAAAAAGGAUUGUUCUGGUUACCCACCACCUCCUCGCAGUGCGCGACCAUUCGAGGAGGUGCGCAUCGCCCCCAGGCCACGGGUUGGGGGACAGCAGUCUUCUCUGGCCGCCGCACCAGCAGUCCAACCUCCCCAGCCCGCCCAACCUGCACAGGCCACACAGUCCACGCAGCUUGCCCCUCGACGUCUCUCCAAAUAUUAUCACCGAUAUACGCCCCCUCAGACACCCGUUGUGCAACAGAAUUCAAUGACCAUCUACAGGCCCUCGACUUGCCCAGUCCCAGAGCAGGACGGUCUCUACUUCCAGUUGUUCCAGGCCCACACCGCCAACGAGUUGUCUGGUUAUUUUGAUUCCACCUUUUGGUCGCGCCUGGUUCUGCAGGAGUGUCACUCUGAAGAUGCUGUACGUCAUGCCGUUGUGGCGCUGGGCGCCCUGUACAAGACGUUAGACAAGCAUUGUGAGUCGCCGCCAAGCUCGCCAGCAGCCGCAGUCAGUGCCGUCGAUACUGCGUGGCAGCACUGGGAGGUGGCGGUGCGGUCUUAUUCCAAUGCUUGCACGUCACUGGUCAGCGUUGCUGGGCAGGACAGCGGCGCCAACAGGACACGCCUCAUGGCCAGUGUUCUGCUGGCAUGCUUUGACUCCUUCAUAGGUGAUCACAAGCAGGCCAUCAAACAGAUUCAGACCGGUCUGGGUCUUUUGGAGCAAUUACGCGCACAAAGACGGCGGGCUUUCCUUUCGAGACCAGAAGAGCCGGUGGAAGACGAGAUCAUCCAAAUGUUUACUCGCCUGGCGAUACAGGCCAAAUCCUACGACAUGGCUUUCCACUUCCCAAAACCAUAUGUCAUCCAGCUAAUACAACCUUCCACGGACCCAUCUUCGCCUUCAUCAGAGGUGGGCUCGCCCUUAUCUUUGCAUCAAGAUCCCAUUCCCGAACAAUUUGACUCACUCCAUGAGGCGCGGAUCGCAUGGGACACGCUGUGUGAGCAGAUGUUUAGGUUCACCGAAAGGCUCUUCGCCCAGGCCAGCGGAGACGGUCCAAUGGGUGUUCUGCCUGCAAAGUUACGGCAGUACGGGCUUUCAUUCAGAGGCCGGAUAGAGGCAUGGGCGGACGCAUUUGAGCACAUCUUGAGCUCGAGGUUUUCACCUGGCGUGAGUAGCCAAGAGAAAGCGGCCAUCGCUGUCCUCAAAAUGUUCCAAAUAAUGGGGCAGGUCCUCUUCCUCAUGACAUUCAGCGACAGCGAGCAGCACUUCGACGUUUUCCAGCCUCAAUUCAAAACGAUAGUCGACCUUGGUCUCGAAGUCGUGGGAGAUGAGGAGCGACGAGCAGCAGAAAAGAGGUGCCCGGAUCCUCGAAGGUGCCACCAUCACGAUUCUCAGGAGCCAGACAUCUUUGGUGGACAGACUUAUAUGGCCAACCACAUCAAGCCGAGCUUUAGCGCUGACCUGGGCAUUGUCCCACCGCUAUAUGUUGUGGCAACCAAGUGCCGCAGCCCGCUCCUCAGGAGACAGGCCAUCCAGCUUCUGCGUAGCAGCUCCAGGAGGGAAGGCAUGUGGGACAGCGAGCUUACGGCGCGGAUCGGCACGUGGAUCAUGAAUAUAGAGGAGGAGGAGGACCAGCUUCCCAUCAUGACGCCGGGCCGGAGCCCAGCGGACUCAUUCUCGGACGCAGGCGGAUUCUCCCCGCAACCCGCCAGCGCGAACGGAAACGGAAUGUCACCCAAGCCCCGCCAGGCCCCCAACGGCUCGCCCGAGCUGGGCGACAACCUAGGGCCUGGCGGCAACGCGCGCUGGGACAUGCGGCGCGAGUCGACGGCCAGCAGCCUCGCCGCGGCGCAGAGGACGGUCCCCGAGGCCAAGCGGGUCAUGGUCAAGGCAGUCGAGUUCGACCUCAAGAGGCACAGUGCCGUCCUACAGUGCGGCAGCCGGAGCACCGCCGCCGGCAGCCCUGAUCUCAAGACCCGCGUGACCCAGAUCAUCUGGUGA
Diaporthe citri is the source of this 2181-nucleotide messenger RNA. RefSeq lists its product as uncharacterized. Gene Ontology annotation, molecular function: DNA-binding transcription factor activity, RNA polymerase II-specific; zinc ion binding. The coding region runs from base 1 to 2181 and encodes 726 amino acids. The record is from RefSeq and is a predicted model, not a curated record. The transcript has 2 exons. Gene Ontology annotation, biological process: regulation of DNA-templated transcription. NCBI's taxonomy places the organism in Eukaryota, Fungi, Ascomycota, Sordariomycetes, Diaporthales, Diaporthaceae.